AUGUUUUCAUUCUUGAACACGAUCGUUUACUGUGUGCCCGCUGGCUGGGUGUGGGGCUCGCAUGGAUUCCUGAACAAAAUGGGCGCUGUCGACAUAGCUGGCUCCGGUCCUGUACAUCUUAUUGGUGGUUCAUCUGCUUUCGCAUCAGCCCUCAUGUUGGGCCCACGGCUGGGCAGAUAUGCCAAUGGCAACGCACCCUUGCCUCUUGGUAACCCCGUGAACGCAGUGAUGGGGACAUUCGUGCUAUGGUGGGGCUGGUUGGCAUUCAAUUCAGGCAGCACUUAUGGGGUGAGUGGAGCGAAGUGGCAAUACGCAGCCAGGGCCGCUGUGAUGACAAUGAUGGGUUCUUUCGGCGGAGGCUGCUUCGGACUUAUCUUCACAAUGAUCAAGAACAAAGGCAAAGCUGAUGUGAUGGAUCUCAUAAACAGUAUCCUUGGUGCUCUGGUUUCUAUUACUGCGGGAUGUUUUCUAUACCGGGCAUGGGAGGCGUUGUUGAUAGGCGCGCUGGGUGCAGCAAUAGUAUCGUGUACGGCACCUUUAUUCGACAAACUCAGGGUGGACGACCCCGUCGGAGCCAGCUCUGUACACGGCGCUGCUGGCUUCUGGGGAGUUAUAGCUGUUGGCUUGUUCGCUGACAACCCGAUACCCAUGGAAACCACUAACGGUAGAUCAGGACUAUUCAAAGGUGGUGGUUGGUACUUACUAGGUGUUCAGACGUUAACCGGGAUAUGUCUUAUGGCUUGGGGUGCCUUAGUCACUAUGGCCCUCCUAUGGGUUAUAGACAAAAUAAUGCCGAUCCGUAUGGACCCGUAUGAGGAAUUAUUGGGUGCUGACUUGACAGAGCACAGGAUAAGACAUGGGCAGGUGGGAGUGUCCCGCGCCGUGUCCGCGUUACGUUCGUUCCAGAGAUCAAACAGCGUAGAGUGUGUGGGCAACAUCGGCGUCAACACCGGACACAGUUUUGUCGUAGACAAACUGCACGAGGUCAGACAAUACUCAGUGAUUCCGUAGCCGGGUGGUGCGAACGCCUGUUUCAAGGUGUCGCCAUCUUUGAGUUCAAAUAAAACAGUUAAAAUAGACAAUGAAAUUUUCUAAAUUGUCUAGGACCGAACGUCAUUUUUUCAUUUAUUUUGGCAUGUAAUUUAAUGAAAAUUACCGUUCUGUCUCUUGAGUCACAAGUCUCUCUCACUACGGGAUGUUAGCAAAAUUUCCGUGCAUAAAGGAACAAAUCCAUAUUUUUAAAAAAAUUAAUGCAUGUAAGUAUAUAGUUCAAAUCAUCGCCAUCUUUCAUUCAUUUCAUUUUCAUUUUACAUGUAAAAAAUAAUUUAUUUACUUGACAUUGGCAGAAUUGUGCGAAAUGCGCUGAUAAGCCAUUAAUUAAUAAAGAAGAAGAAGUAAUUUAAAAAGGCAUAUAAAAUAACAAACAUUUCAAAAACAGUCAUGUGAUAUAGACCUACAGUGCCCAAGUUUAGUACAAAAAAAUAUUUUUAUGCUUAAACGUGAUCAGACAAAAAUUCAUGCGAUAAUAAAGAAAAAUGCGAAUGAUUACAAUACAAAUCAAAUCAGGAAAGACCAACUACAAUGUAAACAUAAAAUAAUAGAGAAUCUAUUUAUUGUAAACAAUUAUAAUUAUGUUUUAUUUUAAUUUUCUUUUAAGUAAUUCUGUAUCUUAUUUUGCAACUCUGAAGAUAACCGAAAUACAUUGUU
Molecule: messenger RNA, 1707 nt
Organism: Diatraea saccharalis (sugarcane borer)
Lineage: Eukaryota; Metazoa; Arthropoda; Insecta; Lepidoptera; Crambidae
Source: the annotation of a GenBank genome assembly